AUGUUAUCUAUAGUGAUUAUCAAAUGGUUGGUCCACAGCCUACACAAUCAAAGAAAACAACAGAAUCUAGAUAGUGGCAGGCCUACCAAAAAGGCUGAGAGUAGGUCAUCCAAGAAGAGAUCAGUCAAUGCCAAAGACACCAAGUCAGAAGUGGACAUUCUCAGUCCAGCAGCCAUGCAGAAUGUUUACUACAUUUCACACAAUGCAGUUGACUAGUUCCGAGGCUUUGGAUGGCCUGAGUCGACAAAAAAGAAAAUAGGAGGAAUGAAGAGCAAGAAAACAAAAAGGGAUUCUAUCAUAAACCUUGCCAAGACCAAAACAAACAUAGUUUAGUACGGGCUCUAUUCAAUCCGCAUGGCGGAAAUCCAGCUUUACAGCGCGACAUAAAUGUAAAGGCAAUGUUCCCGAUUAGUGGAGGCUGCUGAGGGGAGGGCAGCUCAUAGUAAGGAAUGGAACGUUUUAACACCAUUCCAGCCAGUAUGAGCCAUAAGCAGUCUCCACUGGUCCCGAUUUAGCAGACUGCAUUCAUGCUAAACGCUGCUUAUUUUGGCUAAAUAGGAAAUUACCUUUACGUUGCAGAAUCUGUAACACUUCAGUUUAACAGAUUGAAUACAGUCCCAAUUAUAAUGUAGAUUUUAGUUGAUGUAUUCUGUUCAAAUUCAAAAUAUAAUUUUGGUGACAUCUGGUGGAUUGGUUGUGAUUUACAGAGAAGAGGGGAACAAAAACAUGGAACUCUGUUGACCUCUGCUGGCAUACCAUACCCAGAUGCUCUCAAGAAAAACACAGCGGUGACGCGGGUGGGUGAAGAAUGCUUCUCUGGAUAAUGGAGGUUAAGCAUAAACAUGGC
Molecule: messenger RNA, 847 nt
Organism: Oncorhynchus gorbuscha (pink salmon)
Lineage: Eukaryota; Metazoa; Chordata; Actinopteri; Salmoniformes; Salmonidae
Product: small lysine-rich protein 1
Source: RefSeq, a predicted model, not a curated record